AUGGAUAAUGUGAAGAAUCUGGUACAGAACUCUGGGACUUUAGAAAGUUUGGAGGAAGAGAGGGGACGUCUGGAGCUGCUUGGCAAGAAAACCAGCACUCAGCUGAAGCGGACACUGGAAACAGAGAUGAGCAAGAUUUCAGUGAUGUUGGAAGAGCAGCGACUAGUCCUGGAUACCCUGUUGCAUCUGUCAGUCCUGGGGAACCGACCACCUGGACGGCGCACAUCUCUAGCCAGUGGAGGCUCUGAAUUUGAUGAUGAUGAGGAGGAAGAAGAAGAUGAUGACCCAAAAAAGCUGGCCCGUUCGAGCAUGUCUAAACUGGAAGGCAUCCAAGGCGCUAGGAAGUUUUUGGAAGACCCGACAAAGGAGAUGCUUUUUAAUAGUCCAUUGAUGGAGCUGGAUGGGAACACAAAUCAACCUUUGAGGCCUGUGCACAUGUAUCUCCUGAAUGACUGUGUUUUGAUUGUAAUUGAGAGCAAGAUGGGAGGUGCACCUCUAACAUCCAUGCUUGAGACAAGCCUCCCACUGAACACCAUUGCCUGGGUGAAUGUCCGAGACCUUCAGGGCAUUCGGAAUGCCUUCAAGGCUGAGCAGCGAAUCUUUCAGUGUGAUGGAUCUGAACUGAAGAGUGAAUGGCUGCAAGCUUUUGAAAGAGCCAAGAAAGGUCAGGUGCGCCUGAAAAGCAAGAUCCCUUCACGGAAGGUCAAAUCCCAGGCUGGUGCUACCAAAAAUAAGGACCAAGUUAGUGGAGAUGUGGAGACAUCCUCAGCAUCCUUCACUUGGAGUGACCUAUCGGAGGAGUCAGGGAGUGAGGUGGAAGGUGGAAUGGAAGAGGAAAAGGAAGCCAUCUACACAUCUCGUUACUUGAGUGAAGUGCGGGAGAAGUCAGGGCUUCCCGACUGGCUUCUUGAUCUCCCUGACAAGAUGGAGGUCCUCAUUGCACACCGUGCCUUCAAAGAUGCUGUUGACCUCCUUGAGAAGAGCCAGGAGUACUUCAAGGACUCCCCACCAACCUCUGACAAUGCUCUUGCUCUUUGUAUCCAUCGUCAGAUGGGGAAAAAAGAGCGGGCCCUGCUGAGAGCGUUAACUUGGGAUCUACGUGUGAUGCCAGGAAAAGCCAUCCAAGGAGGGUCCCAGACAACCAAGACAGCUGUUUCUCUUCUCAUGCGACUCCACAAGGCCAAACUGGCCUGCAAUCUCUACUUAAGUCGGAGAGAGACUUGCUGGCAGGAAGCAAUGAAGUUUGUCCGCCUUGAAGAUGCCACACAGCUGUAUGUGCAGAAGGUCUCAGCAUUAUUCUUUAGGCAGAUGAGUGAAACUCUCCGGGACUUCCCCAAACUCUUCCCAAAGCAGAACCAUCUCCAUUUAUUUCUCAUCAAAUGGAUGAGUGAACAGAGGAUCCCAGUGCUGAGCACGAUUCCACAUAUCAUCUGGCAAAGGAGGUUGCAGCUUUGCAAGGACCUCAUUGAUGGUUGGCUCAUUUGCUUCAGGAAUGCGGUGUUCUGGGACGUGAAUGGAUGCUCUGGAGGAGACUCUUCUUGUGUUGCUUGCAUCAUAGGUCUUUCGAGCAUCCUUCAAGAGAGUCUCCCAAUCAGCAAGGCUGUUAGGCUCCAUUUGGCGGACAUGGGAUUGGACAUGACGUGCCUCUUGGACAAGCGCUUAGACAAGGAGGUGGAAAGUGUCAUCACAUACAGUCGAGAUCAACUUCUGGAGGCAGUCCGGGUCAGGGCACAAGCUGACAAGUGGAGACCAUUCAACCUCCAAAACAAAGAGGCAUUGAAGAAAUUCCUCGAUGGGAUGCGGAAUCUUGGCUUUCAGGAUGUGGGAACCCUUGUUUAUGAGGAGGUGUGGGUGUCUCUGACAGAGAAUGUCAUCAACUUCAGCAAAUCUUUUCUGAGUUUCACUAGUGAUGCAGCUAAAUUGGCCUGCUCCCCAACAUUAAGGCCUUUGUGCACUGCAGCCAUUGCUGGGAUUCUUACUGAAGAAAUGAGACAUAUCUUAGCUGUCUCCCGGAAGUCUCAGUCCAAGGACCAAGUUGAAUUUAUGAAGAAAAAUGGUGGAUUCAUCUUGAACCGGGUGGUCCCACUGGCAGCAACACGUUACGAAGAGAUAGUCCAGCUUCCCUGCCCUGAAUUGUAUGUAGCCCAGGCUGAAGCUGCAAAGAGCCUUGGUCUCCCACUCAGUCCUUCCCUCUCUCGCUUCCUCUAAGUUAUUUUUAAUUAUUAUUGUUCUAAAUUAUCCAUCAUGGUGGAAAGUUGCUUGAUGGCAAGUCUGUUUCAUCCGGGCUCAUAUCUGUGCCUUUGAAAGCGAGUGAUCCUGUCGCAGCCAGAUUCACGUGAUGAUAUUGACAAGAGUGUUAGAGUUAAAAUACCGUGAGUAUAUUUUUUGCAUAACCAUGCUUUCCAAAUGCGAUGAAUUAAAGUAUUAGAUAAUGGA
Darwinula stevensoni is the source of this 2436-nucleotide messenger RNA. NCBI's taxonomy places the organism in Eukaryota, Metazoa, Arthropoda, Ostracoda, Podocopida, Darwinulidae. The record is from the annotation of a GenBank genome assembly.